Mangifera indica (mango) is the source of this 1889-nucleotide messenger RNA. Its product is annotated as aspartate aminotransferase, chloroplastic. Bases 245 to 1627 code for a protein of 460 amino acids. The record is from RefSeq and is a predicted model, not a curated record. Lineage: Eukaryota; Viridiplantae; Streptophyta; Magnoliopsida; Sapindales; Anacardiaceae. The transcript has 11 exons. Gene Ontology annotation, molecular function: transaminase activity; pyridoxal phosphate binding. Gene Ontology annotation, biological process: biosynthetic process; amino acid metabolic process.
UCAGCACGCAGAUACCGCAAUUACAAUGUACUUCUCACUAUAUCAGCGACGAUUCAAACGUCACUUGUCACUCUCUAGCUUAAGAUCACACCAGUCUUCUCCUUUGUACUUAUCGCCGCCUCCAUCUUUCGCAAGGUGAAACGCUGUGAAAAUCACGCAAUAAUUAGAACUAUUUGGUGGCAUCUUUCGUCAAAACUUUAUUGCUUCCCUCGCUGAUUCGUAACAGUUGAAGAACCGGAUCCAGAUGGCUUCAACAAUGCUUUCUAUAGCUUCAGCUUCUCCUUCGGCUUCGCUGUCCAUGCACGAGACUCUCAAGCGGGGGAAGGUUAAGCUUGGGAGUGUCAAAUUGACUCCAGGUUUGAUGAUGAAGACAAAGUCUUUUGGCCGGGUAUCUAUGGCUGUUGCAGUCAAUGUGUCUCAUUUUGAGGGUGUAACAAUGGCUCCCCCUGAUCCUAUUCUUGGAGUGUCUGAGGCUUUUAAGGCAGACACAACUGAUAAGAAACUCAAUCUUGGAGUUGGAGCUUAUCGAACUGAAGAGCUACAGCCUUAUGUGCUUGAUGUUGUUAAGAAGGCAGAGAGUAUUAUGUUGGAGAGAGGGGAAAACAAAGAGUAUCUCCCAAUCGAAGGUCUGGCAGCAUUUAAUAAGGCAACUGCAGAGUUGUUAUUUGGAGCAGACAGCGCAGCUCUCAAGGAACAAAGAGUUGCAACAGUUCAGGGUCUAUCAGGAACUGGUUCUCUGAGACUAGCCGCAGCUCUUAUAGAACGAUAUUUUCCUGGAGCACAGGUUUUAUUAUCAUCUCCUACCUGGGGUAAUCACAAGAAUAUUUUCAAUGAUGCUAGAGUUCCAUGGUCUGAAUACUGUUACUAUGAUCCAAAAACAGUUGGUUUAGAUUUUGAGGGGAUGAUAGCUGACAUAAAGGCAGCCCCUGAAGGAUCUUUUAUUUUGCUCCAUGGCUGUGCUCACAAUCCUACUGGCAUCGAUCCAACCCCUGAACAGUGGGAAAAAAUUGUUGAUGUCAUUCAAGAGAAAAACCACAUUCCAUUUUUCGAUGUUGCAUACCAGGGAUUUGCAAGUGGAAGCCUUGAUGCAGAUGCAUCAUCUGUUAGGUUGUUCAUUGAGCGUGGUAUGGAGCUUCUAGUUGCCCAGUCAUACAGUAAAAAUCUUGGGCUUUAUGCAGACAGGAUUGGAGCUAUCAAUGUUGUCUGCUCAUCAGCAGAUGCAGCAACAAGGGUAAAGAGCCAACUGAAAAAACUUGCUCGACCUAUGUACUCAAAUCCUCCUAUUCAUGGAGCUAGGAUUGUAGCAAACGUUGUUGGUGAUCCGACUCUCUUCAAUGAAUGGAAAGCAGAGAUGGAAAUGAUGGCCGGAAGGAUAAAGAAUGUGAGACAAAAACUUUUUGAUAGUCUCUCAUCUAAAGAUAAUAGUGGCAAAGAUUGGUCAUUCAUACUUAAGCAGAUUGGCAUGUUCUCAUUUACAGGCUUGAAUAAAGCUCAGAGCGAUAACAUGACAAAUAAGUGGCAUGUAUACAUGACCAAGGAUGGAAGGAUAUCAUUGGCUGGAUUGUCUUUGGCCAAAUGUGAAUACCUUGCGGAUGCCAUUAUCGAUUCAUUUCACAAUGUCAGUUAAAAUCGUUGGAUCAUGAGAUACUUAUAAGAAGCAAGCCAUUGAUACUUCUGGUUAGUUUCAUAUACAAUCAUUAUUUACCUUUUUUUAAGUAUGAGAGCUUGUAAUAAUUCAAGUGCCUGGUAAAAAAGUCUGCAACCCGAGUUCUGAUUGAUAUGUGAAGCAAUAAUUUGUUAGUGUUCUUAUUUUUCUCUUGAAAGAGGAAUUUAACAACUCUUUCCAGAUCCUCAUAGCAAUAUCUAGAAAUGGUGGGUGUUGAUGAGUA